UUUAAUAAAUGAGCCCCGUCAUGCUUCGCUCAGUAGAUUUGCAUGAACAUGACCCCAAAUAAAAGUCACGCCAUCUAACCCCCUCGCAACCUCAAUAUCACAGCAGGUCUGAUGCCCCGUUCAGAGGCUGGUUUCUUGCGCUGAAAAUGACCCUGCCUCUCCGCCGUGCAGGAAUGGCCACCACUGGGAACCUUUCCGAAGAGCAGGUGCACUGCUCCAUCUGCCUCGACGUCUUCACCAACCCUGUGUCCAUCCCCUGCGGACACAACUUCUGCCAGAGCUGCAUCCUGGGAUACUGGAAGACCAGCCCCUUGUACCAGUGUCCUAUGUGUAAGAAGUCUUUCCACAAAAGGCCUGAUAUCAGCAUCAACACCGUCCUGAGGGAGAUCGCGGAGCAGUUCAAGGAGAUCAGGGUUCGGAGCGUCGAAGGGGACGCGAGCGAGGAGGAGAAAGGCGGGACUGAGAAGAAGUGGACGAUGGAGAGGAGGAAGAAGGAGGAUGAGGAGCGGCUUCUGGAGGCUGAUCAGAGGCAGCAGCUUGUGGAGGAGCUGAAGCAGAAACAAGAGGAGGACAGGAGAAAGAAAGAGAAACAAGAGGAGUUACCACCGCUGAUACCGCAUGUGUCCUCACCCAAGACCUCUAAUCCGUCGUCACCCCAGGCCUCUGCUCAGGCACCGCCUCCACUGCCUCAAACAUCCCCACCACCCUCACCGCAAAUCCCUCCAUCUCCAGCUUCUCAACCCUCACCCUCACCUCUCUCCUCCCCGCUCCCACCUCUGACCUGGGAGGAGGUGCUCUGUGAUGUCUGCCUGGGGGACGGAAGACCCAAAGCGCUCAAAUCCUGCCUGGUGUGUCUGACGUCCUACUGCGAGGAGCACCUGAAGUCUCACUCGGCCAGGUUCACCAAGCACAAGCUGAUUGAGCCCGUCGCCAACAUGGCGGACAGGAUGUGCCCGAAGCACGAGAGGCUCCUGGAGCUGUUCUGCAAGAAGGAUCAGACGUGCGUGUGCGUGCUCUGCACCGAGACGGACCACAGGGCGCACUACACUGUCCCCGUGGAGAGGGAGUGGAUGGAGAAAAAGGCGCAGCUGAAGAGGACAGAAAUAGACGUCCAGCAGAUGAUCCAGGACAGAGUGAAAAAGGUGGAGGAGAUCAAACAGUGUGUGGAGCUAAACAAAGCCAGCGCUCAGAGAGAGGUCGAGGAAAGCGUGCGGGUCUUCUCGGAGCUGGUGCGCUCCAUCCAGAGGACUCAGGCCGAGCUGGUUCUGUCCAUCGAGGAGAAGCAGAGGCAGACGGAGAGGUGGGCCGACAGCUUCGUCGCCGAGCUGGAGCAGGAGAUCGCCGAGCUGAAGAGGAGGAACGCGGACUUGGAGUACGUGGCUCGGACCGACCACAUUCACUUCUUAAAGAACUUUCCCGCCCUGAGCACUCCUCCGACUGUCAAAGACUGGUCUGAGACCAGCGUUCCCACUGACACCUGUGUCGGAAUGAUCAGGAGAUCUGUGUCCAAACUGGAGGCAACGUUAAAUGAAAUAAUUGACAAACUUGCUGAAAGUGAGAUCCAAAAGAUUGUGAAAUACGCAGAGGACGUCACCCUGGACCCUGACUCAGCCAACCCUUGGUUGCAGCUUUCCCAGGACAGACGUCAGGUGAGACACCUGGGUGCAUGGCAGGACCUCCCAGACAACGCAGCCCGCUUUGACACAGUGGUCAUUGUCCUGGGCCACGAGGGCUUCACCUCAGGGAGACAUUACUGGGAGGUCCAGGUUGGGGACAAGGACGACUGGUACCUGGGCGUGGCCAGGUCUUCUGUCAACAGGAAAGGCAGGAUCGCGGUCAGCAUGACCCAGGGCUACUGGGCUCUGGCCAUGAAGAAAGGCCAGGGCUACCGAGUGUCGACAUCCCCGCCAAUACUGCUCCCCCUCGACCCAAAGCCAAAGCGAGUGGGUGUGUACGUGGACUUCGAGGAGGGGCAAGUGUCCUUUUACGACGUGAAGGCUCGGACCCAUAUUUACACUUUCAAAGACACGUUCAGGGAGAAGAUCUUGCCCUUUUUCUACCUGUACUGCUGCGACAAAGCGUCUGACACCAUUGUGAUUUGUCCAGUGAAUGAGAAAAGCCUGAUCAAGCAAAGCUAACGAAAUGUGAACACACAGCACUGAAAGUCUCUACAAAAGUGAAAAACGACUGUAUUUUGUUGUAGCCGUACCUGUUGGGAUGAAAUCUUGAAUUCAAUUUGUUAUGCAUCCUCAUUACAUGUAUUGUGUAGCUCAACAAAUAUAUAAUUAUUGUACUGUACACCUAAUGUAUUCAUAUCAGCUCAUCAAAGUUCCAGACUUGAAUGUACUGUAGGGUUGGGUACCGUUCACAUUUCAACCAGUACCUAGAAUUCGGUAGGGCUCCGGAUAUCUAACAUUAUCUUUGUUUGGUCGGUUAACGCCAACCAACGCAGUGAAAAAAAAGCCUUGAAUUCUCCAAACAAAUCAUACAACUGGCUAAUUCAUCACCUGAAUAUGUUGAUGCCUCACUCGAGUUUAGUCAGCCGCGUAGGGUUGAAGUUUGGUACGGAAAUUCGGCAACAAUUGACUUAAUGCAAACUGCCUCUCGGUUGUACUGAUGUGAUUUGGUUGAUACCCUUUAUAAGUUCAGAGCUUGGUACCCAACCCUACUUGAAUGGAUAGUUAUGCUUAUUCGAUUUCUUGCCAAGGGUUGGUUAGGAGUCUGUACCUCUCAUGUUUGUUCACUAAAUAUAAAGCUAAAGCUAGCACGCUGUUAGCUUAGCUCAUCAUGAGGAUUCAGAGCAAGGAGAGCAAAGCUAAGAGUCUGUUAAGAUGUCAAAAAUAUAUAUCUAACAGCACCUCUAAAUCUCAGUCAUUAAAGGAGUAGUUUGACAUUUGGAAAAUCAGCUUUUGUUAGCUGUUUUACAUAAAGUUACACUCAUUCAGUUUCUUGCUAAGGAUUAGAUAGCAAAUUGAUGCCACUCUGUAUGGUAAUAUACGGCUGAUUAGCUUAGCUUAGCAUAGCAUGAAGACUUGAAACCAAUGGGAACCAAGCCCUCAAGAAGUGUGCAAGGCUUUGACACCAGCUUGCAUUCUGGCCAAACCUGCAUGCACAACUUUCCAUUCAAGUUAGCCCAAUGCUAAACCAAAAGUUAGUAUCUGGUAAUUAUAGAACCGGUAAGUCGAGCAAGUUUGGCUUCACGUGCCAGUGAGCAGCUUUCAUAGGAAUUAAUGCCUCCAACACUGCAUCCACUACAUCCUUUGAUUUGACGGGCUCGCUGCUACCCCAUUUUCCGUCCUUAUGCGAAGCCAAGUUAAGUUAAGCGAAGCUAAGCUAGCCUGCUGCUGCCUGUAUGUUCAUAAUUAUCUUACAGACACGAGUCUCCCAGUAAACCCUCAUCAAGAACACAUAACAAGGGCGUUUCCAAAAAACCAACUCCCCUACAUGCAUGACAUUCUUAGUCUUUAGAUCUGUUUUCAUGAUUGCAUGUUGAUUUUCAAUUAGGAGUGACUGAUGCCUCAGAAGGUUCUCUGUUGAACCGAGAUGUGUUUGUGAUUUAUAACAAUAAAUGCUCUCUCAAAUUUCUGUCAUUA
Acanthopagrus latus (yellowfin seabream) is the source of this 3593-nucleotide messenger RNA. RefSeq names its product E3 ubiquitin-protein ligase TRIM39. Gene Ontology annotation, molecular function: protein binding; zinc ion binding. The transcript has 6 exons. The record is from RefSeq and is a predicted model, not a curated record. Bases 147 to 2138 code for a protein of 663 amino acids. NCBI's taxonomy places the organism in Eukaryota, Metazoa, Chordata, Actinopteri, Spariformes, Sparidae.